Mycetomoellerius zeteki is the source of this 1317-nucleotide messenger RNA. RefSeq lists its product as uncharacterized. Lineage: Eukaryota; Metazoa; Arthropoda; Insecta; Hymenoptera; Formicidae. The transcript is spliced from 9 exons. Gene Ontology annotation, molecular function: calcium ion binding. Bases 1 to 1317 code for a protein of 438 amino acids. The record is from RefSeq and is a predicted model, not a curated record. Gene Ontology annotation, cellular component: myosin II complex.
AUGGGGAACGUCGGAAUAACCGGCGUUGCAUUGGGCGCGAAAAUCUGCGAGGUUUACCAGCAACUAGUGGCGUCGAAACUUCGAAUCUUCAAGCCCCUGAGAAGACUCUACAACCCUCCUUCUCGCUUCGUUUGGUACCGCGCGAAGUGCAUCAUCCAGAGAAGUCGUGAAGUUUCCGCAAGAUACAGAGCGGAAGAGCAGAGCCACGAGGGCCCGCCGGAAGAGCUGAAGAAGAGGGAUCUCGGGCCGGGCGACUGCCGAGAGUUGUUGCCCAGUCCCGGCGAGGGGGCGGACAUCGGGCCCGGAUGCUCGCGAAGACAAGACGCCGGAAGCGCUGCCACGUUGGAAGGGAAAAUAUUGACGGCCGUCAACAAGUUCCUUACAACGUCCCCUUUGGUUAACAAGGUCAAGUUGCUGAUGAAUACCCUGAAUUUUUCAUCGCGCUGGACGACGCUUGGAUUACCCUUCGCGAGUUUUGUCUUUCGGACGAGACAGAGCAGCGGCGCGGUAGGAAACGGCGCGGAGGGACAUGAGAGCACCAGCCCUUUGGACUGUACCCCGCGGGCGUCGAUGACGAUGGCCGUGACAACGUCUGCGCUACCUAUGCAGCCGAUCUACGUUUCUGCGGGAUCGUGCUCCGCUGCCGACGUCCCUACGAAUCUGCAACGCCGGCGACUAUGGCAACUGCAGCAGGAACCACAAGAAUUAUCCCUAACACGGCCGACGGACACGGCCGCGUCCUCGUCGUCCAUCCUUGACGAGCCUGUUAGAACCCCUCUCUCCACGAACGUUCUCCUGUCCCUGCCGGCUUCACCGAAACGAUCGUCGGCGAGCCACUCUUCGUCCAGCAAGACGCCUAUAUCGAAAUCGCAGAUGAAAGAAUUCAGGGAGGCCUUCAGGCUGUUUGACAAGGACGGCGAUGGAACUAUCACGAAAGAAGAACUCGGCAGGGUUAUGCGUUCCUUGGGACAAUUUGCGAGAGCGGAGGAGUUGAGAACGAUGUUGCAGGAAAUCGACAUUGACGGUGAUGGAAACGUCAGCUUCGAGGAGUUCGUCGAAAUCGUCAGCAAUAUCGGCGGCGCGAGCACGGCAGCGCCCACAGAUCAACAUCAGGAAGAGCAGGAAUUGCGAGACGCCUUUCGGGUGUUCGACAAACAUAAUCGUGGGUACAUCACUGCGUCGGACCUUAGGGCGGUGCUGCAGUGUCUGGGAGAGGAUCUUUCUGAGGAAGAGAAAUUCGUUCACGCUCUCGGCGAGCCGGGAAUCGACGAAGACGAAGAGGACGACGACGAGGAUCUGCAAUCUCCGCUCUUCUAA